AUGAACCAAUCAUCUACUUAUGUCAACACACUUGUUAAAGGCACUUUUGGAUAUUUGGAUCCCAAUUAUUACGCAACUGGAAAGCUGACUAAGAAAUCUGAUGUGUAUGCUUUUGGGGUGGUGUUAUUGGAAGUGUUGUGUCGGAAGCGUGCAGUGGAUAGAAGUCUUGAUGAGGAGCAAUGGGGUUUGGUAACAUGGUUUCAAGAUUCCAUCAAAGAAGGGAAUUUAAAGCAUAUAAUUGAUUUAGAUAUUAGAGGUGAAAUAUCCCCAAAAUGUUUGAAGGAAUUUAUUAGAAUUAUACAGAGGUGUUUGCACCACGAUUUAAAACAACGACCUACCAUGGCUGAGGUUUUGUUUAGUCUCGAAUCUGUACUAGCCUUACAAGAGAAAUUUGAAAAUUGGUUACAACUUGCACGCAGAACAAUAAUUGGUCGAAUUGUUGAUAUGCUUCCCUUCACCUCCAAAGGAGAAAACUCUGGUGUUUCAAAGUUAUCAAGCGGAAGCAGGGGCAACAAUAUGUUACCAAGCCCAAGUCUAAAAGUAUUUAAGUUUUCUGAUUUAGAAAAAGCUACAAGUAACUUUAGUCUAGAUUUUCUAUUGGGAGAGGGAUUAUACGGAAAGGUGUUCUUAGGUUGGGUUGAGCAGGACACGCUAGCCCCUUCAACACAAGGUGUUGGAACAGCUGUUGCUAUCAAAAGAGUCAACCAAGAAAGCUUACAAGGACUUGCGGAAUGGCGGGCGGAAGUUGAAUUGCUUUCUAAGUUGCGUCACUGUAAUCUUGUGUCUUUGAUUGGUUAUUGUAAUUAUGAAAAAGAGAUGAUACUUGUGUACGAAUAUGUGCCCAAUGGAACACUUGAUGAUCAUCUCCAUAAGUUCAAUACCCCACUUUCUUGGCUUCAACGACUCAACAUAUGCAUAGGUGCUUGUCGUGGGUUACACUACCUGCAUACUGGUACAGGAGUUCAGUCUGGUGUUAUACAUCGUGAUGUUAAGAGUUCUAAUAUUUUGUUACAUGAAAGUUGGACAUGCAAAAUUUCAGAUUUUGGGUUGUCAAAAGCAUGCCCAACAGAUCAACCAUCUACCCAUGUCAGUACGCGUAUCAAAGGCACGUUUGGGUACUUAGAUCCAAAUUAUUACGCAACUGGAAGGCUGACAAGGAAAUCUGAUGUGUACGCUUUUGGGGUGGUGUUGUUGGAGGUAUUGUGUAGGAAGCAUGCAGUGGAUGGAAGUCUUGAUGAGGAGCAAUGGAGUUUAGCAACAUGGGCUCAAGAUUCCAUCAAAGAAGGGAAAUUAAAGGAUAUAAUUGAUUCAGAUAUAAAGGAGAUGUUUGAAUAA
This is a messenger RNA of Helianthus annuus (common sunflower), 1335 nucleotides long. RefSeq names its product receptor-like cytoplasmic kinase 176. The record is from RefSeq and is a predicted model, not a curated record. NCBI's taxonomy places the organism in Eukaryota, Viridiplantae, Streptophyta, Magnoliopsida, Asterales, Asteraceae. Gene Ontology annotation, cellular component: plasma membrane; plasmodesma. The transcript has 4 exons. Gene Ontology annotation, molecular function: ATP binding; transmembrane receptor protein tyrosine kinase activity. The coding region runs from base 1 to 1335 and encodes 444 amino acids. Gene Ontology annotation, biological process: protein autophosphorylation.